UGAAGCCUUUACUGCGUUUACAGUUUGCUCAUUACUAUCGGGCCUUUUUCUUGACCGUUCACGCACAUCUGAUUUUGUGCGCAGCGCGUUUUGCUUGUCUGAGGACGAGUGGCCAAACUAGUGCACAAAAAAAAACAAAAAAAACACGUAUUUCGCCACUACAGAGCGAUACGUUUUGAAACUACGGAACGCCGAAAUCUCGGAGGACAGCUUACGCCUUAUUGCAACGUUUUGAAGUAGAACAGCGCCUAAUAAAAAUACGACCUUGUCAUAUCACUUUCCGACCUAUAUUUCUACGGUGAGAAAGCUUGGCGCCAACGCAGAGCCGUUCCUACGUCGAUAUUUUUUAUCUUUCAUUAUUUUUUUUUAUAAAACCGUCGACAUCGAAAACACGGGAUACCUUCCUCCAUGCUAGUCACGAUGCAGGUCAAGUUGAUACCGGUCCUGGAAUAGCGGUUCGAUGUACGACACUGAAGACGACGACACGCAUUUGUGUCUUAAGUGCAGCGCAACAAUCUCCGGUCUGAAAAACUACAUCGCGCAUCGCAAGCAGCACUGUUACAAAAUUGUGCGUAAUGACAGUGCACUUACAUCCGUGGCGUCACCAACAGCCGAACAUCCAUAUGAGCCGUCAUCACUGCGGGCGGACGAUUUUUUUUCUUCACUCGAGCUUCAAAGCAUCCAAGCUGUUAUUCCAACUACUGCCACAAAAGUAGACCACGCAGAUUACGACUUGGAAGACGGUGAAGACAGCGACAAUGACCUUUACCCACCGACGUCGCACACGGGCGGCAAGUGGAAACCUGGCUGGGGGCCGACCGCUCGUUCCGACUGGAAGGCGGUGCCUCAACACGGGGAGCUCCCAUCACAAGCUACAAAGGAACCUGCUGCCAUUCCGGAAGGAUUCAUUUGUAUCCCAUGCAACAGACACUAUCGCAAUAAGUUUACAUUAUUGAGACACAAAGAAACUUUGUACCAUCUCAAGCGAAGCGGUGGCAUUACAACAGCUAGAAUAAAAUCCAGCCAACGAUGUGCAGUACCCUCGAUAGCACCAAUUCAGGAGAAAGGCCAGGAAUGCACGAAGACAGACAAAGUGUGCAAGGUCCGUGACAUAGCAAAGCGACGCCGCAAAUGCCCUUCUGACUCUCCCCAAAGUAAGCAGCAACACGACAAGCACGUUGCUGUUUCUACAACUCGGCUAUCGUCUGCAAACCAGUGUAUUGGCGGUAAUGGUGCAGAAGUUCAGCUGGAUAAGUCACCGGCGCCAGACAGGCAUUCUAAUGUAGUUAUGAAUUCCCAGCAUGCUGCUUCAAGACAUGCCAAACAAACCAUUCAGGGCACUCUUAAACGGAGCACUACACCAGUGCAAAGUCAACAACCAGUACUGCAUUGUGUUGCAUGUAAAACCCAGUUUCUAACUACUUGUGAAUUCAAGCUUCAUGAACGUCGCUGCACAAUUUCGAGGCAAGCAAGCAAGCAGUUCCUGUAUGGAAGCUCGACAGCAUCUAAGACAUCUAAAGCGACUGCUGCUUCUAAUGAGCUUGGAGCCAUGGAGGGAGCCACAAAUGUGCCGAAGCAGCGCAAAAUCGCACCGCGACUCUUUUGUCCACAUUGCCGGAAGCUAAUCAGCAAGCCCUACAUGAAAUUGCACAUGCACGUACACACUGGUGAAAAGCCCUUUGCAUGUCAUAUAUGUGAUCAACAUUUUGCCCAUCGCAGUACUCUGAACAUUCACAUUAAGCACCACUUAGGACUUAGGAAAUUUCACUGCACCCAUUGUCACUUUCAGGCUGUGCGUCGCAGCAUGCUGCGUCGGCAUGAGCUUGCUGUUCACCGGUGCAAGGCUGGCUCGCAGCCCCCUUCUCCUGCAGCCAGCACCCCUGUGUUGCAACAGGACUUCAUUGGACAGUGUCACAGUGUCCCUGAUCAGAAGUGUGCCCAUAAAAGUGCAGUGUCAGUUUGCAGAAGAAAGCGCCCAUUGAACCCAAAACUCCAGUUUAUUUGCAAUAGUUGCCAUCGAAGUAACAGGAAGGGCCAGUUGCCUCCAAGUCAUCGGAGACAGCACAUGGGUGAACAGCAUUUUCAGUGCUCCCAUUGUGACUACAAGUCUUCACGCAGGGGCCAUGUGCAGCGGCACAGCCGCAUUCACUUUGGCCUCAAACCCUACAGCUGUCCUUACUGCAGCUAUCGCUGCAGCAAUCAAGAAAACAUGCGUAAACAUAUCCUUAACACUAAAAAACAUGGUGGAAAGAAAAUGUACCCAUGUAGGCAGUGCAGUUUUGCCUGCAAUGAAUUCAGUGUUUACAAAAAACAUGUUUCAGACAAGCAUCCAAAGGAUGCGAUGGCAAGUAGUACCGGUGAUUUACCUGCUACUGCUAAUCGUGUAACAGCUGAAAGUGCUUCACUGCCAGAGGGCGACACUGAAAUUGCCAAGGCACCAUCCGAUGACAAGCAAAUGACGGAGGCUUGCACAGACUUGCCAGAACCAGCAGUUUUCCUGACCAUUUCAGGCUUGAGCGAGCCUGACCUCGAGAACACAUCUGUGAUGGCGCAGGCACUGCCUAUCCUAAAUGAAUCGGAAAGUGGCCUUGCUUGUUCCGAGAGUGAUGUACUUGCUGAGUCGAGCAAUGGUAUAUUAUUGCCAAGUGGCCUGGACACUGAAUUCACUGACCAGCUCAAUGCACAACUAAAUGAUCAAGUGACCUUUUCCACACUGGAUACUACGGAUAUUGUGUACACAACUUGUUUGAAUUCUUCAUAAUCUCCUACUUGUUGGCUUGUUUGUGCAUUACUUUAGCUCAAAAAUUAGCUUUUUGUUAAUUGCACCUAUGAUAAGUGCCAGAGCAGCAUAAGCAUGUGGGCAGCAUUUGAUGCUCAGUCUGCACUUAUAAUAGUAGCUCGCACAAUGUUCUAUUUCAUUUCACACUACAUGUAAUUCUAUUACAUUUCACACUACACACUAAUUCUAGAUUUUCUUGGCUUCGGAAUUCACAAAAUCCUUUGGUCACCUUUGCUGUUCUUAUGGCUAGCCUUACUUUACAUGUGUACAAAACUUCUGAGGUUGCUGAGAUCAAUUAGAAAACUGUGCAGACACUGCCCCAUUCCUACUGUAAGCCAAGCAGGCAAUUCAGCACAAUAAAUGCUGGUCCACUCUAGGUAGUCUCUGGAAAAGAAAUAACUGGCUUUUCCUUGUGUGAACAGUGUGAAAUCCGAAAAAAAUAAUGUGGCUGGUAGUUUUUUUAAUUGUUUGGGUAACAGACAAGGUGAGCGUCAUCCGAAAGAAGUUGCUGCAACUGUCCGUAGUGUGGAGACCAUGCCAAUGCAAAAGUGAUCAGGCCAAAUGUUUCGAAUAGAUGUUUGUUAUACUACAUGCACUAAAAAGAAGUACAGUGAGAAAUCACUUUUCUGAUGUAUAAUGCUAUUAAUAAACCCUGAAAAACACAAAACUAUACAGUAGGAGAGGUACUUCUGACAUGCAGAGAAGUAGCUGGUCCCUACAGUUCAAAAAUGAGUGUGACUCGCCAAUUAUACAGAAAAGAUUCACUUCAGUUCUAAUGUCUUAUUUUUGUACCAAAGCUUCCACUUUUCAAUCUCACCGUGCUUCUGGUGCAACAAAUACAUGAGUGCAAAACAUGCGCAGCCCUUCUUGCUGAACUUGCGGACUAGUCAAACAUGUUUUAAUAACACUUCAAGCUGAUGCUGGUGCGCGGAAAAAAAUUACUUGGCGUGUCAUUACAGGAGAUCAAGGUGCAGCAGACAAUACUUUGAUCCAAGUGAAAGCCUUAUUUGAUCAUGUGCAUUAUGUUUAGUCUUGUACAUUGCUGUCGAAACAUACAAUAAAUGUGAACCACUUUGGGCACAAA
This is a messenger RNA of Dermacentor andersoni, 3863 nucleotides long. Lineage: Eukaryota; Metazoa; Arthropoda; Arachnida; Ixodida; Ixodidae. The record is from RefSeq and is a predicted model, not a curated record.